Molecule: messenger RNA, 3021 nt
Organism: Grus americana (Whooping crane)
Lineage: Eukaryota; Metazoa; Chordata; Aves; Gruiformes; Gruidae
Gene: GRHL2
Product: grainyhead like transcription factor 2
Exons: 16
Coding region: 434-2293 (619 amino acids)
Biological process (GO): brain development; neural tube development; regulation of transcription by RNA polymerase II
Cellular component (GO): nucleus
Molecular function (GO): RNA polymerase II cis-regulatory region sequence-specific DNA binding; DNA-binding transcription activator activity, RNA polymerase II-specific
Source: RefSeq, a predicted model, not a curated record
GGCAGCCUUACCUGUGCGCGCCUCUUCCAAUGGCAGCGCACCUGCCAGCCCGCGCCGCCCAAUCAGCGGGCGGCUCGUCCCUCUGUCCCGCUCCUUUAGUGAAAGAAUCCAGCGCCGCUUGGGAAAGUUACCUGUGCGCGCCCGGCCCGGCCGCUCUCCGCGCCGAGUCGAGCCCAGCCGUGCCGAGCCGUGCCUCGCCGGCGCCUCAGCCCCGCCGCUCCCCACAUGCGAGGGGGAGGGGGCUCUACCUGUCCUACCUUGGCGGCUGGCUGCGGAGCCGGGAGAGGGGGGGAAGGAAAGCAGAAUUACCAGUAGCUCUGGUUCUGCCGUCCCGGGCGUUCACACACACCUUUACCUGCACAGACCUGAAAGUCCAGUUCCGCCAGGGAGACGGAGGCACCGGGAAAAGGGGAGAGAGUUCAUUGGAUCAAACAUGUCACAAGAGACGGACAAUAACAAGCGACUUGUGGCCUUAGUGCCAAAUGACACUUCAUUCAACACCAGACGAGCCUACACCAGUGAAGAUGAAGCCUGGAAGUCGUAUUUGGAGAAUCCCCUAACAGCAGCUACCAAGGCUAUGAUGAGCAUAAAUGGGGAUGAGGACAGUGCUGCUGCUCUUGGCCUAUUGUAUGACUAUUAUAAAGUUCCCAGAGAUAAAAGGCUGUUGUCUGUUAACAAAGUGAGUGAUAAUCAAGAAGACCAAGAUAAAAGAAAUUGUCUUAAUACCACGGAAGCUCAGAGUAAUUUAAGUGGGGGAGAGAACCGCGUGCAAGUCCUGAAGACUGUGCCGGUUAACCUUUCCUUGAACCAAGAUCCUUUGGAGUCGUCCAAAAGGGAAUACAACACAAACGUGUCUGGGAGCUCGACACCCAUCACGGGGACUGGAGUGACUGUGGUUAAAGCAGAGGAGUUCACCCCUGUUUUUAUGACCCCACAAGCACACUAUGCAAGAGGAGAAAAUGAGGAGCACCGAGGGGUUAUCUUUGAACCAUACGAAGUGUCCAACAUUGCUCCCCACACAAAUUAUCUCAAAGAUGACCAGCGCAGUACUCCAGACAGUACGUACAGCGACACCUUCAAAGAUGGAGGAACAGAAAAGUAUCGCAGUGUGUCCGUGGGGGCUGAAGAAUAUAUUUACGAACAAACAAGCAGCACUUUUCAGUAUACGCUAGAAGCUACCAAAUCUCUGCGUCAAAAGCAAGGGGAGGGGCCCAUGACCUACUUGAACAAAGGACAGUUCUACGCCAUCACCCUGAGUGAGACGGGUGACAACAAAUGUUUCCGGCAUCCCAUCAGCAAAGUCAGGAGCGUGGUCAUGGUUGUUUUCAGUGAGGAUAAAAACAGAGAUGAACAGCUGAAAUACUGGAAAUACUGGCAUUCUCGACAGCACACAGCUAAACAGAGGGUCCUCGACAUUGCUGAUUACAAGGAGAGUUUUAAUACCAUUGGGAAUAUUGAAGAAAUAGCAUUCAAUGCUGUGUCCUUUACUUGGGAUGUCAAUGAAGAGGCAAAGAUUUUCAUCACAGUGAAUUGCUUGAGCACAGACUUCUCCUCACAAAAAGGAGUAAAAGGGCUUCCUUUGAUGAUUCAGAUUGAUACGUACAGCUAUAACAACCGCAGCAAUAAACCCAUCCACCGAGCCUACUGCCAGAUCAAGGUUUUUUGUGACAAGGGAGCAGAAAGGAAAAUCCGAGAUGAAGAGAGGAAGCAGAACAGGAAGAAAGGCAAAGGCCAGGCAUCCCAAGCCUCGUGUAAUAACUCAGCUGAAGGAAAGUUGAGUGCACUCCCACCGCAAAAAAAGAGCGAUAUCACCUUCUUCAAAACAAUGGCUGACCUAGAUUCCCAACCAGUCCUCUUCAUACCGGAUGUUCACUUUGGAAACCUACAAAGAACUGGACAGGUUUACUAUAAUACAGAUGAUGAGAGAGAAGGUAGCAGUGUCCUGGUCAAAAGGAUGUUCCGGCCUGUGGAGGAGGAGUUUGGUCCAUCCCCUUUGAAACAAAUGAAAGAAGAAGGCCUGAAAAGAGUGCUUUUGUAUGUGAGGAAGGAGACAGAUGAGGUGUUUGAUGCUUUGAUGCUGAAAUCACCCACAGUAAAGGGGCUAAUGGAAGCGAUCUCUGAGAAGUAUGGGCUGCCAGCUGAAAAGAUUGCAAAACUUUAUAAAAAGAGCAAAAAGGGUAUCUUGGUAAACAUGGAUGACAACAUUAUUGAGCACUACUCCAAUGAGGACACGUUCAUCCUGCACAUGGAGAGCAUGGUCGAAGGCUUCAAGAUCACACUGACAGAGAUCUAGCCUCAGGCAGAGCCUUUUUGUAAGGAACCACAGCAUUUCAUCCUUCUUGGAAAACAGAAGAUUCCCCGGGAACUUGACAGACGUUGAUCAGAGAAACUGUUACAAGACUGCUUCGAAAAUAACUGUCCAUUCUGCAUGUGUGCACCCACUGCAUAUAGACUUGGGUUUGUCAAGCACAAGGCCACUCAUGUUAACCUGGUCCCUUAUUUAUUGUUCCCCACUCUCUAGUGUACAAGCAGUUACCAGCCCCCAGAUUUGUAACCAGAUGACCCACUGCAAAUGUGAAAUGCAGCAUUUUAAUCCAUACUUUAGUGUGGAUAAGAUCAUUCUAAAACAUGUUAAGGAACCUUGCUGGUCUAGUUUCAGAAAUCUGGUGUAAAUCACUUUACCAGUAGUUCUCUCCGUCAUUGCUAAAAUACUGGUGCAGUGCUAAAGAUGGGGAAAGUGGCUGACAGAGUUCACUUGCUCAUACUGAUCUGUAUCUCUCUCUAGUGUAUAGUCUUGCCAAAUACCUCUGGUAGUUCUCAGCAUGUAGCAAUGAGGACUUGUAAGUAAGGCAUUCAGCUACAAAUGUCACUUGUAAGUAAAUGGUAAAGAAACCAUUUUAACCUUGUAUAUAAUGUUUAUAAUAUGCAAUAAUAUAUUUUAACUACUGUAUGUGGGCAUGUUUACUGCCACUAUGUUUUUGUAUGUAUUGGGUUUAGGGUUUAACAGAAUCUUUCCUAGAG